UCUCGCUGACUACACGCGAUACCAACCGGUGCCUCUACCAACAAUAAAAAAAAAAUAAAGACGCGAUGACCGAGAAAAGCGCGCCAACUGGAAAGUUUUAAUAUUUUUUAGUUUACGUGAAAUUUUAGUAAACUGUUGAAAGUGUUGUGCGUAUUGUUUAACUAGUGUAUGGACAUUGAUUAAUUAUUUAAAAUGAAACUAAAUUGUCUUUAUUUGGUGUUGGCGAGCGUGUGGUGCGGCGCGUUGUGCCAGCAGGUCCCCGCGCCCGUCGCCCCCGCAGCGCCCGCCAGCAGUACGGAGAGCGAGGAGCCACCGGAGGGUUACUAUGCCUUCGUCGAGUCACCCAAUGCCACACCUCCAAGAGUGCGUCCUCCUCCGUACCGGCAGUCGUCAGCGGAGUGCGGGGGACGUGCUGGUGGUGUGGGGGGUGCGGGAGGUGCGGGGGGAGGUCGUGCGCACGUCACCGCCCUCAACCUGUGCGGCGACCUGAACCGCGGCCUCGUGCCCCGCAACCCGCUCGGACAGUUGCCGCACGGACAGCCUUACCCAUUCGAGUUAAUCCGCAACGAGACGCUGAGGUUCCUGUCCCGCACUCUGCCGGUACUGCGCGCAGACGACGCGCUGCCCCGCGUCGCGCACGUCCCGCACCCGCCCGACACCGCACACUACCCCGCGGAUAGCGCUCAGUACCCCGCGACCGGCGCACACUACCCCGCGGAUCGCGCUCAGUACCCCGCGACCGGCGCACACUACCCCGCCGAGCUGCCGCAGCUAGCGGACAUCAAUGGCAACAGAUUGGAGGAGAGGGCGCGGCGGUCGCUGGAGCAGGGUGCGGGGGCGGAGGGGCCGCGCGAGAGUCGCAAGUUCUGUGAGGGCGGCGGAGUGUUGUGCAUGCUGUACCGUGCGAUCAACGGCGACUCCGCCGCGGGCCCGGAGCGCCGCGAGGACCCCGGCGCUCCGGCUCCAGUCCCUGCCCGCUAUGAGGGUCCGCCGACGCCAUGUCCCGCGCGCGUGGAGUACGCGACGCCGGUGUUCGCGCGCAACUACCAGGGCGUGUGGCGCUACGUCGUGCAGAUACCAUACGAGGGAUACUUCACACAGACCGUCGAGGUCACCAGAUGCAUGCAGUCGCGCUGCCACUUCCUGGAGGGAGGAUGUCUCAGCUCCCCGCGCUGGGUGUCGCUGCUGGUCGCCGAGCUGCACCACCAGCCCCAGCCACAACAUGAGGAGGCGCAGGACGGCAGCUCUGAGAAGUCCGUGCAUUGUGAUACCAACACAUCACAAGGCUGCUAUCAGGUGCGGCUGUACUACGACUGGUUCCUGGUGCCGGGCUCCUGCAAGUGUUGGAGACCAGACUACUUCGCGCGCUAUGUGCGCAGACAUCACGAGCUCUAGACGCGCACAGCACAUACUUCUCAUGCAUCCUUCUCUACAUCCUUAAGUCUGGAUCUAACUAUCAAAAUAACUCUCAAGUAAGUAUAUGUUCUUCUACCAACAUGUUCUUGUGUAAUACAAACAGAUGUUAAUGUUUAUACUCGUGUCAACAAUCAGUAUUGUGUUCUGUAUCUGUAUCUGUAUCUGU
Molecule: messenger RNA, 1582 nt
Organism: Papilio xuthus (Asian swallowtail)
Lineage: Eukaryota; Metazoa; Arthropoda; Insecta; Lepidoptera; Papilionidae
Gene: spz6
Product: Spaetzle domain-containing protein 6
Exons: 10
Coding region: 193-1395 (400 amino acids)
Biological process (GO): innate immune response; central nervous system formation
Cellular component (GO): extracellular region
Molecular function (GO): Toll binding; growth factor activity
Source: RefSeq, a predicted model, not a curated record